AGACCUCGGACCUAGUCACCUCUCUAGAUAUCGAAUGCUUUAGCAAAACUCGAGAAUUAUGAAAAUAAAGAGUUUAAAUAAGAGAAAUAAAACGUCUUCGAAGUAGAAAAACCUUUUAGCAGAACUACACCAUGGCAAGUUUUAUACAGAAGAGCCUUCCGCUGGCAAAACCAAGAAAUCCUACUCUUCUGUUCCUCCGAUUUAGAGGAAAAAUAAAUAUUCAACGGCCUAAGGAGCCGCAUUAUGAACGGGCCAGAGUCAUCGCAGUCACUCAGCCGAAAUAUCCGGAACCAUCAAAGGCCAAAAGCUGUUUUAAAACGCGGGCAGAGCGAACGCAUCAGCAUGUGGAAAACCCCUACAACGAUAUAAUCGCACGCGAGAUACGCAACUGGCUGGACCAUUCCAAGCUGGUGGCCAUUUUCCACCUGAACUCAAUCAACGCCGACGAGAUAUUUCGCGUGCGUGUCCAGUUGCACAAGCAGAACCUUCACCUCAAGUCCUACGGCAGCAAGAUUAUAGGACAAGCUGUGGCGGAUACUCGCUACGAGGCCAUCCUGCCACUAUUUCACUCAAACCACUGCAUCGUAUUCUCCCCGGACCAGCAGAAAACUGCGACUCUGCUUAAGAUAACCCGCAAGGUGCCGCAAAUGGUCCUUUUGGGCGGCAUAGUGGAGGGGACCAUGCUCAGCAGAAACCAACUGUUAACCUACGCACAGAUGCCGGGUCUGCAGGCCGCGCAGGCGCAACUCGUCCAUAUCCUUAACCAGGCGUCAGGCAAUCUCGUCCAGCACUUGUCAAUACAUCAGAAUAGCUUAGUACGAGUGCUCGAUGCCCAAUCCAAAGACUUGGCGACAAAGAAGGAGCCGGAAUCCAAUUUAACGGCAGAGUUAAAGUAAAACCAAUUCUGUUACAUACUAAGAGAAACUAUAAUUGGUUUAUUUCUUUUCAAUCUAAAAUUUUUUGCAAAAAAAUUGUUUAUUUUCGAACUGAUAUUCAUUUUUACAGAUAUGAUUGACCUUAACAAAAUGUGUAACCAAGUACUGUUAAGAAAGUUCGGAUAUAAAAAUCAGAAAUAUUGUA
Molecule: messenger RNA, 1080 nt
Organism: Drosophila eugracilis
Lineage: Eukaryota; Metazoa; Arthropoda; Insecta; Diptera; Drosophilidae
Gene: mRpL10
Product: 39S ribosomal protein L10, mitochondrial
Exons: 2
Coding region: 132-896 (254 amino acids)
Biological process (GO): translation
Cellular component (GO): mitochondrial large ribosomal subunit
Molecular function (GO): structural constituent of ribosome
Source: RefSeq, a predicted model, not a curated record